UAUUGAAAAUGAGUAGUGUCCAAAUUUUCAAUCAAUCCAACAAUUGUAAGUUAGUGGAAGACCAUAAGACUUCUUCUUCUUCCUCCUUUGCAUACAAAUUUCUUUUUUUAAUACAAAUUCAAAACAAUAAAAAAACUAAGAAAAAAAACACUCAAACACUCUCAAAUGACAAUAUUAGCCACAUCUCAUAUCAAAUUUUCACUUUACUUUCACAUAGCCAUUUUUCUAAUUUUGAGCCAUGCAAAUUUUCAAUCUCAACAAGAACAUUUAAUCUUAUUAAAAUUCAAGUUUCACCUACAAAAUCCAUCUUUUCUUAGUCAUUGGAACUCAUCAAACACCUCUUAUUGUUCUUGGCCAAAAAUCACAUGCACCAAAGGUUCUAUCACAGGGUUGACUUUGGUCAACUCCAACAUAACUCAAACUAUACCUUCUUUCAUAUGUGACCUUAAAAACCUCACACAUGUUGAUUUCAGCAAGAAUUUCAUUCCUGGUGAGUUUCCAAAAUCUCUAUUUAAAUGUUCCAAGCUUGAGUAUCUUGAUUUAUCAAUGAAUAACUUUGUUGGCAAGAUUCCUUAUGAAAUUCAAAGUUUGGUUAAUUUGCAAUAUCUCAACCUUGGUUCAACCUAUUUUAGUGGUGAAAUUCCUUCUAGUAUUGGAAAUCUUAAGGAUUUAAGAUUCCUUUAUCUUCAAUAUUGUUCAUUUAAUGCUACUUUUCCGGCCGAAAUUGGUAACUUGUUCAACCUUGAAUUAUUGGAUAUGUCCUCUAAUUAUAUGCUACCUCCUUUGAAGCUUCCAUUGAGCAUAACCAAGUUGAAAAAAUUGAAAGUUUUUUACAUGUUUGGUUCAAAUUUAGUAGGGGAAAUUCCUGAGACUAUUGGUGAAAUGGUUGCAUUGGAAAAUUUGGAUUUAUCAAAAAAUAAUUUAAGUGGAAAAAUUCCUAGUGGUUUGUUCAUGCUAAAGAAUUUGAGCAUAGUGCACCUUUAUAGAAAUAGUCUCUUUGGAGAGAUACCAAGUGUGGUUGAAGCAUUGAAUUUGGUUGAACUUGAUGUAGCAGAGAAUAAUCUUACAGGAAAAAUACCAAAUGAUUUUGGAAAGUUGAUAAAGUUAACAUGGUUGAAUUUGUUCAUGAACAAGUUUUUAGGAGAGAUUCCACAAAGCAUAGGGCACCUUCCAUCUUUAAAAGGUUUUAGUAUCUUUAAGAACAAGUUUUCAGGUACAAUUCCUUCUGAUUUUGGACUUUACUCAAAGCUUGAAAUUUUUCAUUUAGCAAUGAACAAUUUUAAGGGAAGGUUACCUGAGAAUUUGUGUUAUCAUGGUAAGUUACAAAACCUAAGUGUUUAUGAAAAUCAUUUAAGUGGUGAAUUACCAAAGUCACUUGGAAAUUGUAGUAGUUUGGUUGAGGUGAAAAUUUACAAGAAUGAGUUUUAUGGUAAAAUUCCUAGUGGUCUUUUUUGGAGUAAAAAUUUGGUGUUUUUCAUGAUAAGCCAUAAUAAGUUUAUUGGUGAGAUUCCACAACAUUUGUCUUCAAAUGUUUCACUUUUUGAUAUAAGUUACAAUAAGUUUUAUGGUAGAAUUCCAAUUGGAGUAUCUUCUUGGACUAAUGUGAUUGAGUUUAAGGCUAGUAAGAACUUUCUUAAUGGAACUUUUCCUCAAGAGCUAACAAAUCUUCCUAAGCUUGACACAUUGUUGCUUGAUCAAAAUCAGCUUAAAGGGUCACUUCCAAAUGAUAUCAUAUCAUGGAAAUCAUUAGUGACACUAAAUUUGAGCCAAAACCAACUCAAAGGACAAAUUCCAAUAUCAAUUGGUCAUUUACCUUCACUUAGUGUUCUUGAUCUAUCAGAAAAUCGAUUCUCCGGCGAAAUACCGUCUAUACCUCCUAGAAUCACAAAUCUCAAUCUAUCAUCCAAUUUUUUGACAGGAAGAGUUCCUAGUGAAUUUGAAAACUCGGCUUUCGAUAGAAGCUUUUUGAACAAUUCUGGUUUAUGUGCUGAUACACCAAAACUUAGCCUUACCCUUUGCAAUUUUGGCCUUCAAAAAUCAACCAAAAGCUCACAGUGGUCUCUUGGUUUGAUUAUUAGCUUAAUUGUGGUGAUUUUCUUGUUGGUUUUGUUUGCAUCAUUCAUGAUUAUCAAACUUUACAAUAAAAGAAAACAAGCAUUGGAAAAUUCAUGGAAGUUCAUUUCAUUCCAAAGGCUAAGUUUCACAGAAUCAAACAUAGUUUCUUCAUUGACAGAACAAAAUAUCAUUGGAAGUGGUGGAUUCGGCACGGUAUACCGUGUUCCAGUCGACGGUUUAGCCUAUGUUGCUGUGAAAAAAAUCACUAGCAACAGAAAGUUAAGGCAAAAGCUCGUAGCUUCCUUUCGUGCAGAAGUUAAAAUACUUAGCAAUAUUCGACAUCGAAAUAUUGUGAAGUUGUUGUGUUGUAUCUAUAAUGAGGAUUCAAUGAUGCUUGUGUAUGAGUAUUUGGAACACCGCAGCCUAGACAAGUGGCUGCACAACAAGAAUGAGUCAUCAAAUAUGUCAGGUUCGGCGCAACAUGUUGUCCUUGAUUGGCCAAAGCGAUUGCGAAUAGCCAUUGGGAUUGCUCAUGGUUUGUGCUACAUGCACCAUGAUUGCUCGCCUCCGAUUGUUCACCGCGAUAUAAAAACAAGCAACAUUCUUUUGGAUUCUCAAUUCAAUGCAAAAGUUGCUGAUUUUGGUCUUGCUAGGAUGUUGAUAAAGGCAGGACAAUCUAACACCAUGUCAGCUGUGAUUGGAUCAUUUGGUUAUAUGGCUCCAGAAUAUGUUCAAACAACUAAAGUGAAUGAAAAGAUUGAUGUGUUCAGCUUUGGUGUUAUCUUAUUGGAACUAGCAACUGGUAAAGAAGCUACUUAUGGUGAUGAAUAUUCAUCACUUGUAGAAUGGUCAUGGAGGCAUGUUCAUGAAGGAAGCAAUAUAGAAGAGCUUCUUGACAAAGAUUUUGUGGAACAAAGUUAUUUGGAUGAAAUGUGUUGCAUUUUCAAACUUGGAAUAAUGUGUACUGCUACACUUCCUUCUAGUAGACCUUCCAUGAAAGAAGUGUUACAUAUAUUGCUAAGAAGUGAAGGAGGGAUUGUGUUUGGAGAGAGGAAUGUUAUUGUUGGGGAAUAUGAUGAUGCUCCUUUUCUUAAAAAUUCAAAAAAUAGGGAUAGUAGGUUAGAUUUUGUUGAUAGUGAUAGUGACUAAAAUGUCACAUUUGUUUGUCUAUCUCAUGUUUCAGUAAUUAAUAUAUGAGUUUGAUGUUGA
This is a messenger RNA of Trifolium pratense (red clover), 3264 nucleotides long. RefSeq names its product receptor-like protein kinase 5. Lineage: Eukaryota; Viridiplantae; Streptophyta; Magnoliopsida; Fabales; Fabaceae. Gene Ontology annotation, biological process: hormone-mediated signaling pathway; protein phosphorylation. Bases 166 to 3204 code for a protein of 1012 amino acids. Gene Ontology annotation, cellular component: plasma membrane. The record is from RefSeq and is a predicted model, not a curated record. Gene Ontology annotation, molecular function: protein kinase activity; ATP binding; protein binding. The transcript has 2 exons.